Messenger RNA from Fusarium musae, 1791 nucleotides. RefSeq lists its product as uncharacterized. The coding region runs from base 1 to 1791 and encodes 596 amino acids. The record is from RefSeq and is a predicted model, not a curated record. Lineage: Eukaryota; Fungi; Ascomycota; Sordariomycetes; Hypocreales; Nectriaceae. The transcript has 2 exons. Gene Ontology annotation, molecular function: oxidoreductase activity.
AUGUCUCAGGAACGAUUCAAUACUGAUCUCGAGCACGACGGCGCAGGACUAAUGGCUCAGAACGGAGAUAAGGGUCGAGAUGGGCGGAAGAAGGUGCUUGUUGUAGGUGCUGGUGCAGCUGGCAUGUCUACAGCUUACCAUUUAUCAGAGCAUCCAGACAAAUUCGACGUGACUCUGAUUGAUGCCGUUGACUACUGCGGCGGCCAAGCAUUCUCCAUUCCCAUCGAUAAAGAACGCCAUGGAGCUUCCUGGUGCAACCAGGGCGUCCAAGGAGGAUCUUACAUCUUUCAUCAUACCGUCACCAUGUUCUCCAGACAGGGCUAUCACGCAGACCCUUGCAACCUACAUGUUUCCUUUGGCAAAGACGAGACGUUCUGGAAUAACGUAUUUCCAACUCAGCUUCUGGUCCGCCAUGAGAAGGAAGUUCGUCGCCUGACAACUGUUCUCAAGUUCAUGCGCUGGUUUGAGAUUUUCUUCGCCUUGCUCCCGUUGAAACUUGUCUUUAAGUUGUUUUUGUUCUCCGAGGAAUUCACCAACACUAUUGCCCUGCCUAUGACGGCGUUGUUCCUCGGAACCGGCAAUGCUACGCCUGAAGUUCCUGCGAUAAUGUUUGAGAGAUUGUGUACUUCACCGACCUAUGGAAUGUGGUAUCCGUCCGACAGAAACACCGUCAUCAGCAACAAACCGCCCAUGAUUGUUUUUCCGAAAUUCUCAGAGUUCUACGAGACGUGGAGGAAGGAUCUUGUCUCUCGUGGAGUCACCGUCCGACUCUCAACAGAGUUGACCGAGAUUGUUCAGCGAAACAAGAAUGGCGUUGUUGUGAAGCUCAAGCCGAGAACUCCGAUGCCCGACCAUCAUAACCCCAACGGUGGAGAUCCCGAUGCUCCUGUAGGCGAGGAAAAGUACGACGAAAUUGUGCUCUGCUGUCUCGCCGACACGGCCAAGAAAGUCCUCGGCAAGACAGCCACCUGGAAAGAAAAGAAGGUCUUGGGUUCAGCGAAGUUCAGCGACGAUAUUACAAUCACUCACAACGAUUCCGAUUACAUGAAGAAGCAUUACGAGAACUUUUAUCGUGAUGAUUUGGCCGUUUCGAACAUCAAUGGAACUGACCAAUCGGAUCGUCUGGCGUUCGCAAAGACAGAAUAUCGACCCAUGUACUACAUCAAGAUGUACCCAGAGGACAAGUCCAAGCUGGAAAUGUGCUUUGACUGCACAAAUUACCAGAGUCAGUUCCCUGAAAAGGUUCCGUUCGAGCAGCAUGUCUUUCAGACGAUUUAUCUCAACAAGGAUCGGGACAGUAAGCUCUGGACUGAUAACGAGAUUGCCGAGGAUAAGAUCAUUCGAAAGGACUGGUGGCAUCAGCUCUGCCAUGGCUACACUCACUACUUAUUUGUCAUUCCGUGGAUGAUGUUCCUCAACGCCAAGAACCAUACACGCUUUGCAGCAUCGUGGACUCUCGUCAACGCUCACGAAGUCGCCGUCAUGUCCGGAAUUGCGGCUGCAGUGGAUCUCGGCGCGAACUACCCUGAAGACUUGGAGAACGACAAGUUUGCAUUCUUGUGUUUCCGACUCUACUACCUUCUUACAUAUGGAAAAUGGUACAGGAGACAUUUUACGUCCAAGAACUAUUUAAAGUCUCAGACUACGGAGAGUCAGGCUGCUGCUGAUGGAAAAAGUUGGGCUACUGGACUGUAUGGCAGUGUUUACAAGGGACCUGGUGUUUCUGAGAUUGAGAGGAGUGCGUGGAGGGAGGAUAUCAAAAAGGGAUCCAGUACUGGUAAUUUGUCUUGA